AUGUCGGGCAUACCGAUACUGGAAACCUACACAGCGGCGAACGAAGGCAAGGAUCCUAUCGUAUACAAUGCUGAUAAAAAGCUAAAAGUUUCAUGCACGCAGAGCGGCGCAACAGGCUUCGACGAUAUUAAUGACGUCGAAACAAAUUUAUGUGCUAAAAAGUAUCGGAACGAUUCAGUCAGCAGGACGACGCCUACCUCAACACACUACCAGAACAUUUUCAUGUUGGGAAAAUUCGCAAAAUAA
Molecule: messenger RNA, 246 nt
Organism: Plasmopara halstedii
Lineage: Eukaryota; Oomycota; Peronosporomycetes; Peronosporales; Peronosporaceae
Exons: 2
Coding region: 1-246 (81 amino acids)
Source: RefSeq, a predicted model, not a curated record